GACAACUCAGAAAGAAGCCGCCCUCCUCAACCUGCUCCCCCCUCAUUUGUAAUUAUUUUGCAUUUCACUGUGAUUUAGGUAACAUUCCCUUGAAUCUGAUGCUAUCUUCUUGCUUUGAAGAAGACAUUUGAUGACAAGCUUUUUCUUCAUUUCGUCAGAGAAAGGAUCACUGCCAAGAACAUUUACUUCCAGGAUAUGAUCAAAUGUCCUCUCUUCUCAUGCUCUGACAAAGUAUAAAUAGGAGGCACAUCACAGUCAACCUGGUCAGAGGAGGCAGUUUGAGAUCAGCCAAAGUAUCCAGUGUACUUUAAAUCCCAUCCAAUAGCACCACAAGGAGUUAAUAUACUUGAAAGAAGGAAGACGUUAUAAGCAAUUAUUGUAAAGGUUCAAAGAAAUCUAUAUUUGAUUCCAGUGAGUCCAUCUCAUAAGAUAAGGAUCGUACCAAUUAUGAGUUCUGCUCUCAUAUGGAUUUUGUCACUUGGAUUCCUUCUGACCAGUCAUUGCCAUUGCUUAUUUCUACCUAAUUCUACCUUCUUGGAUAACCUUCUAAGUAAAUACAAAGAUGAAGCACCCCAUUCUAGAACUAGAAGAGCUAUUUCCAGAUUGGACAAGGAGGAGAUAUUGCUUCUUCACAACAAACUCAGGGGCCAGGUCCACCCUUCUGCUUCCAACAUGGAAUAUAUGACAUGGGAUGAUGAGUUGGAGAGAUCUUCUGAGGCCUGGGCUCAGGAGUGCAUCUGGGAUCAUGGACCUGCCAGCUUGAUUGUGUCAAUUGGCCAAAACCUUGCAGUUCACUGGGGAAGGUAUCGCUCUCCAGCAUUCCAUGUCCAAUCCUGGUAUGAUGAGGUUAAGGAUUAUACAUACCCCUAUCCCCAUGAAUGCAACCCUUGGUGUCCUGAGAAGUGCUCAGGACCUAUGUGCACUCAUUAUACUCAGAUUGUCUGGGCUACCACCAACAAAGUCGGCUGUGCGGUGAAUGUCUGUAAACGCAUGAAUGUGUGGGGGGAAAUAUGGGAAAAUGCUGUAUACCUGGUCUGCAACUACUCUCCAAAGGGUAACUGGAUAGGGGAAGCCCCUUACAAAAAUGGAAGACCUUGCUCUGAAUGCCCUCCCAGCUAUGGGGGUAAUUGCAAGAACAACCUUUGCUACAAAGCUGAAAAAUACAGUGGUAUUGUGGAGACUGAUGAGACCAAUGAAGUAGAAGUUCCUCGUGUUCCAGAAGAAACUCAUGUUUGGGUGGAAGAGAAAAUUAACAAACCAAAAGUGGUGCCAAAAGUGGUGCCAAAAACGACACAAACCUCCACAAACAAUUUAAUGACUCAAGUUGUCAAGUGUGAGACAAAGAUGAGAGACAAAUGCAAAGGAUCAACCUGCAACAGAUACCUGUGUCCAGCUGGUUGUAUGAAUAAGAAGGCCAAAAUCUUUGGAACUCUUUUUUAUGACAGUAUGUCUAGUAUUUGUCGAGCUGCUCUCCAUUAUGGUGUUAUCGAUAACAAUGGAGGACUUGUGGAUAUAACUAGAAAUGGAAGGUUACCAUUCUUUGUAAAGUCUACCAGAAAUGGCAUUGAGUCACUAAGUAAAUACAAGCCAUCAAACUCUUUCAUGGUUUCAAAAGUUACAGUUCAAAUCACUGAUUGUUAUACAACAGUGGCUGAAAUCUGUCCAUUCAAAAAACCAACUACUCAUUGUCCUAGAUUUCAAUGCCCAUCAUAUUGUAAGAGCGAACCUUCCUACUGGGCACCCGUGAUUGGCACAAAUAUUUAUGCAGAUAGUUCCAGUAUCUGUAAAACUGCUGUGCAUGCUGGAGUAAUUAAAGAUGAAAGUGGAGGAUAUGUGGACGUAAUGCCAGUAGAGAAAAAGAAUAAUUACAUUGGUUCCAACAAAAAUGGAAUACACUCAGACAGCAUCAGAAACCGCGUAGAAGGCAAAGCUUUCCGGAUAUUUGCAGUGAAACAAUAAAAAGAAAUGUCUUUUACAAUGAAUAAAAAUACCCCAUCUUGGAGACAAUGAGGGUUUAAGAAAACCUUUAAGAAGACCAGAAAAAAAAAAUGCUGCCUGCUUGAUGGAAUUGGCUUCCAACACAGACUUUUUCUCUUCUUCAUCACCAGCCUUGAGUUUAUACUGUGCCAAUGGCAGCACAAAAAAGUGCAGAUAUGACCUGCACUAGCAUGUGUAAUACACACCCAGGGAGAUUUUGCAAUAGACUGUUUUACCAUACGUUAAAGAUGUAUAAAUAAGGGCAUGAGCAUUAAUUACAAAUAAAUCUAAAAACAAUCUGUAAUUAUUUGAUCUGUUUGUUUUUAAAAACAAUUUCUUGAGUAACCCUUGUUAUGGGAGAUAAUAGAUAAUUAAUAGAUUGUUGGAAAAGCCAUUUUUUUUUUUAAAAGGCUAAUUCAAAUUUCUGCUCUGGCCCACACAGUAUUGUAUAUAAAUGUCUUUAUAAGUUUUUUGUACUUUAAUUUUUUAUGAAUUUGAACAUUUUUAUAUGUAUUUACAGCUGUGCUGAUUAAAACAUUAUGUCCUUAUUUUUAUGUUUAGAGGUUAAUAUUUACAUCUUGUCUGUAAAUAGGAAAAAACUCUUUGUUUUGUAAUUGCUUCAGGCUACACAAAGUAUUCUUAUAUAGCAGAGAACUGUAAAUAAUAUAACGUCAAAAAGGCCAAUCACUUCCUCAUUAGUUUAAAGUAGAUAUAUGUUAGCGCAGCAAGACUGCAACAUAGGUCCUAGGACUAGUUACAUAUAUAAACAAAUAUUUGUAUUUCCUUGCCUGGAUACAUACAUUUACUUGUAAAUUAAAGAGCAUGUGCUCAAUGUAUAUUGGCGUUUUUUAAGUGCUGUUAUUAAUUAUAAUAUAUGUGUAAUUUACUGCUUGGUGCUAGAAAUCCAAAAGACAAAAAAAAAUACCUACGGAAAGGUGUUGUUUGGUCCAAUAGAAAAAACUAUAAAAUAUUUUGAAAUAUAUUCAUUGGGUAUCACAAUUAGUCAAAUCAAACAAAUAACUUAUAACGAAAUAUAUGUUUAUAUAAAUUACAUUUUCAUUAAAAAAUUAAGUGAUGAAAAAAGAA
This is a messenger RNA of Bombina bombina (fire-bellied toad), 3063 nucleotides long. It is a transcript of the gene CRISPLD2, whose product is annotated as cysteine rich secretory protein LCCL domain containing 2. Gene Ontology annotation, cellular component: extracellular region. NCBI's taxonomy places the organism in Eukaryota, Metazoa, Chordata, Amphibia, Anura, Bombinatoridae. The transcript has 15 exons. The record is from RefSeq and is a predicted model, not a curated record. The coding region runs from base 448 to 1959 and encodes 503 amino acids.